AUGGGGGGCAGAUCAGCAAAUAAGGCCGGCUACUUCGACAAGCUGAAGCAGCUCCUCGAGGAGUACAAAAGCAUUUUCAUCGUCACCGUUGACAAUGUCUCUUCUCAGCAGAUGCACGAGAUUAGACAUGCUCUCCGUGGCGAGGCUGUCGUCUUGAUGGGCAAGAACACUAUGGUCCGUCGUGCUAUCAAAGGCUUCAUGAACGACAACCCCGAAUACGAGCGCCUUCUCCCCUUCGUCAAGGGCAAUAUUGGAUUCGUCUUCACCAAUGCCGAUCUUAAAGACAUCCGAGCCAAGAUUUUCGACAACAAGGUUGCUGCUCCUGCCAGAGCUGGUGCCGUUGCCCCCGCCGAUGUGUUCGUCCCGGCCGGUAACACUGGUAUGGAACCCGGAAAGACCUCUUUCUUCCAGGCCCUUGGUGUCCCAACCAAGAUUGCCCGUGGUACCAUUGAAAUUACUACGGACUUGAAGCUUGUCGAGGCUGGAAACAAGGUCGGAGCUUCAGAGGCUACCCUGCUCAACAUGUUGAACAUCUCACCCUUCACCUACGGUAUGGGUAUCUCCCAGGUCUACGACCAGGGCAACACCUUCCCGCCAAAUGUUCUCGACAUUGAGGAGGCUCAACUUCUCAAGUCGUUCUCAAGCGCUAUUACAACCAUUGCAGCCAUCUCUUUGGCUACAAACUUCCCAACCCUUCCAUCUGUCAUGCACUCCGUCGUCAACAGCUACAAGAACGUUUUGGCUGUUGCCAUCGGCACCGAGUACAGCUGGUCUGAGAUUGACGAGUUGAAGGACCGCAUCGCUAACCCCGAUGCUUAUGCCGCUGCUGCUCCAGCUGCUUCCAGUGGAGGAGCCGCCGCUGCUGCCCCUGUUGAGGCCGCCAAGGAGGAAUCCGAGGCCGAGGACUCUGCAGAUGAGGGAUUCGGAGGUAUGUUCGACUAA
Molecule: messenger RNA, 942 nt
Organism: Venustampulla echinocandica
Lineage: Eukaryota; Fungi; Ascomycota; Leotiomycetes; Helotiales; Pleuroascaceae
Exons: 2
Coding region: 1-942 (313 amino acids)
Biological process (GO): ribosomal large subunit assembly; ribosome biogenesis; cytoplasmic translation
Cellular component (GO): cytosolic large ribosomal subunit
Molecular function (GO): large ribosomal subunit rRNA binding; structural constituent of ribosome
Source: RefSeq, a predicted model, not a curated record